GGGAGAGCGAGAGCGCUCUUGUGAUGAUCAGGGGGAUUGCUGUGCUGCGGUCGGUUCCCUUCCAUCUGUUGAAUCUACGCACUUGUUGGGUGUCCCUGGAUGCCGGACGGUACCCUCGUCAUUGUUCUUUACAAUCAGUUUCCCUCACUGAGCAGAACGACAGGUAAGACGCGUUGCACCACCAUCUUUUGGAGAGGUAUACGGCUGAAAGGACGACUCACCCCACAUUGCACCGGGCUUUGGCUGGAUGAAGCACGGAGGGGAGAAGGUAUCUCGGGGAGGAGGUGCCCACCAGAACCCUCUGGUCUCCUGCUGAGAACCAGGCACGGCCCAGGCAACAUGUCCACCCUUAAGAGCGACAAACACUCCUCUGAGUCCAUCUAUGACAUGGUACAACUGGGCACGGAGCAGGACACCGCCUUCUGCCGGGGUCUCCAUGACAUGAAUCCCCCGGAGGCCGUCCCCUCGUCCUCCUUCUCGUCCGCCUCCUCCUCCACCUCCUCCUCGUCCUCCUCCCUCCCCCCCAGCCCCGUGUCGCCCGCGCCUCCCGGCACGGCCGCCGCUGUGGCCGCCGCCGCCGCCGCCCAGCGCCAGCUCUCCCACGCCGACAAGCUCCGCAAGGUCAUCAGCGAGCUGGUGGACACGGAGAAGACCUACGUCAAAGACCUGGGAUGCCUGAUAGAGCGCUUCUUGAAGCCCUUGCAGAAGGAGAGCUUCCUCCCACAGGAUGAGCUGGACGUGCUGUUUGGGAACCUGGACGAGAUGCUGGUCUUCCAGGUGGAGUUCCUGCAGACCCUGGAGGACGGCAUCCGGCUGGUCCCCGAUCUGGACAAACUGGAGAGGGUGGAGCAGUUUAAGAAAGUAUUGUUUUCCUUGGGCAGCUCAUUCCUUUACUAUGCGGACCGCUUCAAGAUCUACAGUGCCUUCUGCGCCAGCCACACCAAAGUCCCCAAGGUUCUGACUAAAGCCAAGACGGAUCCGGACUUCAAGGCCUUCCUGGCCCUGCGGAACCCGCGGCAGCAGCACUCGUCCACGCUGGAGUCCUACCUGAUCAAGCCCAUCCAGAGGGUCCUCAAGUACCCCCUGCUGCUCAGAGAGCUCUACUCCCUCACGGACCCUGAGAGCGAGGAACACUACCACCUGGACGUGGCCGUCAAGACCAUGAACGAGGUGGCGAGCCACAUCAACGAGAUGCAGAAGCUCCACGAGGAGUACGGUGCCGUGUUCGACCAGCUCAUCAACGAGCAGACGCUGGACAAGAAGGAGUCGCGGGUGGCCGACCUCACCAUGGGAGACCUGCUGGUCCACACGCCCGUGACCUGGAUCAACCCUCCGUCCGCGCUGGUCAAGAGCAAGAAGGACCCCGAGCUGGCGGCCUUCGUGUUUAAAACGGCUGUGGUCUUUGUGUACAAGAACUGCACCAAGCAACGGAGAAAGAUCGGUGCGUCCCACCGGUCCUCUGUCACCGAGGACAGGGAUCCCGUCCGCUUUCGACACAUGAUCUCAACGGACUCCCUCCAAGUCCGGCCACUAGCCAACUCUGAGGACACCGCCGUGUGUGAGAUAGUCCACACGAGGUCCGAGUCUGUGGGGAGACCGGAGAGAACCUUCCAGUUGUGCUGCAGCUCCCCGGACAGUAAGAAGGACUUCCUGAAGGCGGUGCACUCGGUCCUGAGGGAGAAGCAGCGCCGACAGCUGCUGAAGACGGACUCCCUGCCCUCCGGCCAGCAGUACGUCCCCUUCGGCGGGAAGCGCCUCUGCCCCCUCAAAGGGUCCCGGCCCACCAUGGACCGAGCCGUCACCUGUGACGUGCCGGAGCCGUCCCGCACCCUCCGCCGGCGGAAGCUGACGCGGAACCGCUUCACCAUCGACACGGACCUGGUCCUGCACGCCGGCGACCACCUUGACCCCCCCGGCCCCCCGUCGGACCGGCCCCCCUCCACCUACCACUACGCGCCUCUGGCCCAGUACACCCCGCACCCCCCGCCGCCGCAGCAGCAGCCCCAGGCGGGGGUCACCGACCUCUGGGUGGAGGAGCAGUUCGACCUGGCCCGCUACGGCGAGGUGGAGACGGACGCCAUGGGCGGGCUGGUGAAGGAGACGGACAUCUUGAGCGACGACGACGAGUUCUGCAACUCGGUGCGGGGAGGGGGGUCCACCACCUCGACAGGGGGCGGCGCCGGACCCCUGGAGGGGAGCCUGGAGUCCCUGGGCCUGCGGGACGCCCCGACGCGGGGGGCGGAGAGAGUGAGUCGACCCGCUCGCGGUGGGGCCAGGGCGGAGGAGGGCGGUUAUCAAGGGGAGCACCGGUGUGAUGACGCAGACUCUUUCCCCCCCCCGGGGCGCCGGGACGUCCCGGCAGCCUCCCCACCGCUGACGCUGCUCGCACCCCUCAAGCACUGCGCCGCCGCCCGGGGCGCGGCCGACGCCGCCCGCGACCCGGCCUGGGCGCGGCGGGACGACUUUGGGAACAGGAGGAAGAACGACGUCUUCUGAGCGCGGGGGGGGGGGGGGGGGAACCGCCCGGAUCUGGGAAACACGAGGAGCGAAAGAGCAGUGGAAGAACAACAGGACAUCUGAAGAGGUUUACGACGAGAAACGGUACUUGUGUUGAUUCAGACGGGGUGAGUUCUGCCGCCCGGCCCGAGGGGACGAUGGCGGUAAAGGGAACCAGGGUACGCUCUAAGCUUUAUAGAAAACCAUUGAUUUGGACGCGACGACAUGAAACAAACUCUUCCUCCCUCCAGAUCUUUGCAAAAAAUAUUUUUCCUUCGCCCCCCUUACGAUCCUAAGACGAUGAAGUGGCAAGAAAAAACAGUCACAAUCGAACACCACACACCCCAGGACGGCCCGCCGACGCUGUCCUGGCGGGAGAAGAACGCAGGUCUCCACAGCUCAAAAGAGUACUCACCAGUACUUCCUGUUGGAAGCGCAGUAUUACCGCGUGUACAGGAACCAGCCGGGCCGCCAGCGCAUGCACACGUCACUUGCAUGCGAGGCACGUCGUCCACACCAGCCAGCAAGUCCAUAACCCGGCACAACGCAUUACUGCCAUUUCCAAAAACAAGCAUCCACAAAGAAAAGGUCUAUUUUUGAACACAGGAAUGUGGCUGUUAUUUUUGGGCUCUGCAUAAAGCAUCGCCAAUCUCUAUUUUGUCACUUAAAGGGCUGUCAUGUUGUUGACUAUCUCUACAGGGUUUUUCUGGCGUAAAACGGAUGUGUAAAAUAAAAAUAUGUCACUGUGUAAAAUAUAAUGGCACCGAGAUUCAACCCGCUUUUUACAUUUGUUGGACAACGUACGAAGUGGUGAGAUGAACAAUCUCAAUAAACAUGCUGUUCUGUUGGGCUUGGCGUAUCCUUUAAUGCGUCUGUGCUGUGAUGUUUUUGAGGCAAUAGCCUGUCUUAACCAUUGCUACUGUUUUUUCUAUAAUGUUUACACCUUGCUCAGCUGUCAGUGUUAUGGUGAAUCCUUUUUUGUUUUUUUCAGCAUAAUAUCAUGAACUAAUACAUAAUAAGCUAAAAAAUGUUUUUUAGCCAUACCAAAAGACUAUUUUCUACCAGUGGAAAUUCUGCUUUUCUUCACAAACUUCAUCAUCAUGCUACCCAUCUUAGUCCUGUACUACUUGAAUAUUAUUGUGGCCCAUUUUUGGAAGCAGGAAGCAGUGGACACCCGUUACUGAACCCAGAAGGACUAGUGCCAACUUUAUAUGUCGGUGGGCCGUAUACGGCGAGACAACUUCUUCCGAAUCUCAUUUCUUUGCGGGUGCGUUGAGACGAGGCCGCAUCCGAGCGCUCUAAUCACCGCGGAGUAACCGGCUGAAACGGAGAGAUAUUGAAACGAGAAGAAACCCAGCGCCGGGGCGGAUGAAAAACAAAACGCAACCACCUACUGUCGCUUUCCGCACUCUCUCCCCCCCCCCCCCCCCCCCCUUUUAUGCCCCGUAUCGUUCUAUGGCUGUUUGCCUCGCUCUCCCUUCACUCCGACGUGAUGUGACGUGACGUAAUGCAUUCCUUUUCCCAAAGCUCGAGUUCUAAAGUGACGCCUCUUUAUGUGCUCGUGAUCUCGAGCAGCACAUUACGCUCUGCUCAUCUGGACCCAGACGGGGGGCACUUGGAUCAGCGGAUGUAGUGAACCUGCACUUAAGUUAGGAAGUGUGAAGACGAGACACACACUCCCCUCCCCGGAGCACCCCCCAGCAGAGACCGGAGCAAGUGCUCCUUCCUUGUGCUUCUCCUUUUAAGCGUCUUUUCACUUCUCAAGAUUUUAUUAGGCUCAGCAGACCCGACGGGCCGUUUUGAGUACCCCGGGGUGUAAGGACUUGGACCCUCGUGAACGGGAGGUACCGUACAAUCACCGUGUUCGAAAAAAAAAAAAAAAAUUGUGAUGAGAACCUCCUCUGACUUUCCCCCUUUGUACUGUAAACUGUUCAUACAUGAAACUGGUGUAUUCUUGAUUUUUUUGUAUCUUAACAGAAAAAAAUAAAUUUUCUAAAUUUCACUCA
Gadus macrocephalus (Pacific cod) is the source of this 4502-nucleotide messenger RNA. RefSeq names its product rho guanine nucleotide exchange factor TIAM1-like. Bases 100 to 2496 code for a protein of 798 amino acids. Gene Ontology annotation, cellular component: plasma membrane; synapse; cytosol. Gene Ontology annotation, biological process: small GTPase-mediated signal transduction; positive regulation of axonogenesis; activation of GTPase activity. The transcript is spliced from 13 exons. The record is from RefSeq and is a predicted model, not a curated record. Lineage: Eukaryota; Metazoa; Chordata; Actinopteri; Gadiformes; Gadidae. Gene Ontology annotation, molecular function: guanyl-nucleotide exchange factor activity.